CCAACACGCACGCGCGCCUGAUCAGCAGGCUCAAGCGCCAGCCCGAGAUUCGAGGAAACGAGGCAGCGCAAGCCUUCAUCAUCAAGGUCGACUCGUGACCAUAGCAGCGCGCUGUCUGCGUUCGCAGCUUUCGGCCAGCAGUCGCGGAUCCUCCCUCCUUCAUCGUCCUCGCCUUACGCUUUGACCAUUCGACGGCUCGUCAGGGCCUGUCGCCAAGUACGAUAGCGGGUCUUCCAUUCACUGCUCCGACAUUCGUCCGACUUGGCAUUCGUCAGAGUACUUUGUACUUUUAACGACGCCGAGCAUCCACCCUUGGUGCAUACUAGGCAGAGGACAGCAGGUUGGGACUUCGUCUCGCUCCAAUUGGUCUCACGAUGUCCGAUUCUGGUAACAUCAAGGUGGUGGUGCGAUGUAGACCUAUGAACAGUCGAGAAAGAACACGAGGAGCAUCCAACUUGGUUGACUUCACAGAUCAGACCCAGCUCGUACUCAACCCUCCAUCGGAAGGAGACUCGAAAGAGAAUGCACGCGCGACAAAGAAGAAGGCCAUGCCCUUCUCGUUUGAUAGAGCUUACGACGAAAACACAGAACAACAGGAACUGUUCGAGUAUGUAGGCUUGGAUGUCCUGAAACAGGCUUUCGAUGGGUUCAAUACUUGCGUCUUUGCUUACGGCCAAACCGGCUCCGGAAAGUCCCAUAGCAUGGUGGGCUACGCUCAAGCGAAGGGCCUCAUCCCUUUGACGUGUUCGAAGCUGUUUGAAGAGGCAGAGGACAAGAUGGGUGCCAAUCCGAAUCUGCGCGUGACAGUUGAAGUGUCAUACAUCGAAAUUUACAACGAAAAGGUUCGAGAUUUGCUGAAUCCGAAGAACAAGGGCAAUCUGAAAGUCAGAGAACAUCCAAGUCUGGGACCGUAUGUUGAAGACCUCAGCAAGUUGGCGGUAGCGUCGUUCCCAGAAAUAGAGAACCUGAUGGAUGAAGGCAACAAGGCACGGACUGUGGCUGCGACGAAUAUGAACGAAACAAGCUCUCGCUCGCACGCUGUGUUUACCCUUAUUGUCACGCAGAAGAUCAAGGACCAAGAGACAAAUCUAGAAGCGGAGAAAGUAGCGAAAGUCAGCUUGGUGGAUUUGGCUGGAUCAGAGAGAGCGAACUCGACGGGUGCGACAGGUAGCCGUCUGAAGGAAGGUGCAAACAUCAAUAGAUCAUUAACAACUUUGGGCAAGGUUAUUGCAGCGCUCGCAGCUGCGAGCACAGCGCCGAGCAGCAAAAAGAAGCAGCUGGACAACUUCGUGCCUUAUCGCGACUCAGUCCUGACUUGGCUGUUGAAGGACUCGCUAGGAGGUAACAGCAAGACUGCAAUGAUUGCUGCGAUUUCACCUGCAGAUUACGAAGAGACGCUGAGCACAUUGAGAUACGCAGACUCGGCCAAGAAGAUCAAGAACAAGGCUGUAGUCAACGAAGAUCCGAACGCCAAGCUCAUUCGAGAGCUCAAAGAAGAGCUGGAGAUGCUCCGAACUCGUGCUCAAAUGGGUGGCAUGGGAGGUGGGGAGGGCGAGUCGUCUUGGGAUCCCACAGUUCCACCCGAGAAGCAGGUCGUGCGCUACCAAACCAAGACUGGCGAGAUCAAGACUGUGACCAAGGCCGAGCUGCAAGAGCAGAUGGAGAGUGCAGAGAAGCUCAUGGCUUCGGUCAAUGAGACAUGGGAAGACAAGCUCCGAAAUACUCAAAAGAUCCAAGUGGAGAGAGAAAAGGCCUUGGAAGAGCUCGGCAUCAGUGUGGAGAAGGGCAACGUUGGCGUGCACACGCCAAAGAAAUUGCCUCACUUGGUGAAUUUGAACGAAGAUCCUCUCAUGUCGGAAUGCCUCGUCUACCAAUUGAGACCGGGCGACACCAAGGUGGGAAACAUCGACGCUGCUGAAGAGGGGGCAGGGGAUCCUAAUGGGGAGUCGACCUCAGGAGAUACGCCAGCAAUCCGAUUAUCAGGCUCGAACAUAUUGGCGGAACAUUGCGUUUUCAACGUUGCGGACAGUGGGGUCGUUACUAUAGAGAAUUCCGGCGGCGGCAUGACCAUGGUGAACGGCAAGCGAGUGCAGCCAGGAGAGCCAAGGCGUCUCAGGUCAGGCUAUCGUGUCAUUCUGGGCGACUUUCAUGUCUUCAGAUUCAACCACCCCGAAGAAGUCCGCAGGGCGCGUGAUAGGGUCAAGUCGACGAUGGCGAUGUCCACAGGCGACGAGCUCAACCAGACAACGGAUCCGGGCACGCCCGGACGUCCAGAGUCUCCUGUCUCGAAUGCGGAUGAGGCUGGGGACGUCGACUGGACAUAUGCAAGGCGCGAGGCCGCUUUGGCGAGAUUGAAUGGCGACAAUGCAGCAUUCGACCAUCUCGAGCCUCAGGAGCUUGACAAGCUCUUUGAAGACAUUUCGAGAGCUCGUCAUAAGCGUGGCACGAGCCUCGCCGCGCCCAGCAGGCCCGAAAGUCGACUGAGCUCGCUGGACGACGCGAAUAGCGAGUCUCCAUCUAUGGCGCGCCCCUUCUCGCUGAGCACCUACACCGACGACACCUCCAUCGAUCCCUGGGGUAGCGGUGGUCCUGGAAGCCGCGACGCUGCUUCUGUUGCCGGAACAACAGACAACGGCGACGCGACGGUCGAGUUCCAAGCGCACGCAGAUCUCAAGCAGAAGGUCAAAGAGUACGAGGCACAAUUGACUUUGCUCCAAGCAGGCGGAGAGCCUCCCAAUCCUCUGGACAUUCCCGUCAUUUAUACCGAGCCUGAGAAAGCUAUGCUCUACAGGGUACUCGCCAAGUGGAGAGCACAUACGAGGGUCUCUAUGGCAGAGGACAUCUUAUCCAAUGCGGUACUUCUGAAGGAGGCAAACGUGAUCAGCAUGGAGCUGGACAAGAAGACCACCAUGCAGUACACGAUUAUCGAUGACGAACCGCUGAGCAACCCGGUCUCUUCCGUUGAGUCCAUUGCUGGCCUAGACGACCUGGAUGACGUCGCAGACCCCGAGCUUCACAAAGCUACAAAGCCAUGCGUUGCGGUUCGGGUCAUCGAUCAUCUGCACUCAACUUCAUACAUUUGGUCCCUGCCAAAACUCGAAGCACGGCUCGCCAAGAUGAGGAAUCUUUACAGCUUCAUCGACAGACCUGAAUACUCACAACACUUCAAUUGGGCAGACCCUUUCUAUGAGGUGCCAGCCCCUUCCUACAUGUUCAUCGGCAAUGCCUUGCUACCCCUCUGUCCGCUUGCUCGUAAGGUGUCGGCGAAGUAUCGAUUGCCGAUUCUUUCGCGGCACACUGGCAGCGAAAUCGGACAAUGCUCUGCUGAGCUCAGAUUCGUCAGCAUCUCUGUCUCUCCAGUCAAGAGCAAGACCUCAAACGGUACCGCCUCGCCCGAGACAACAACACCUUCGGACGGCAAUGACUCUGAGCUACCCUCUGGUCACAAAUUUGGUCUGCAGCUGUCCAUUGACGGUGUGAUUGGCCUUCCAAGUAGCGACUUUGAGCGCUUGCACGUCCAAGUCAGAUUAAGCAGCAUUGCUGGCCGGACAGUCAGCAAAGACGAAGUUUUUGCUUCAGCACCAGCCGAGCUCGGACAGAAGGGUGUCAGCGCAUUAUCGGACGUCAAAUUACGCAGAACUCUGACCUUCGUCAUCACACCGGAGAUUGCAGAGUAUAUGCGCUCAGGCUUCGCACCGAUCGAAUUUCACGCCCGCGUCAAAUCGCAGCAUCUUACAGCGCUCGAAGACUACGACGCCGCCAAGGAGGCCAAACGCUUGACGGGCCGCGCACCUCCCACGCUCAAUGGCAGUGAUCUCGGUGUCGACAGCAACUCUCCCGAACGUCCAGUGCUCCUCCACAAAUCGUCCGCUGCCGGACGCUUGUCAGAGAACCAGAUGAUAUCCGAGCAGCGUCACGACGUCUUGGCGUUCGUGCAACUGUGCGAACUGGAUGACAGGGGGGAAUACGUGCCAGUGCAGGUCCGCGCUCAAUCGUCGCUCGACCCAGGAGCCUUUUCGCUAAGGCAAGGACUGCAGCGGAAGCUAGUCCUGACCAUGACCCAUGAUUCUGGGCGGCAAUUCAAUUGGGCCGGUGUCCGCGGUGCUGAGCUCAGCGAGGUUCGAUUACUUGACGCUCGUGGCCGGGUGCAUUCCUCUACCCUCGGGGAGCCAGUGCAUCUCAAAGUCCCGCCAAAACAGCAGCAAGUCGACUUUAGACCCAACGGGACAAGCGAGCUGACCAUGUGGGCCUGGUGGGAUAGCAGCGUACAUGACUCUAUUUUCCUAAAUAGACCAACGCCAAGCGGCCAAAGAGUCCUGCUGCGCUUCAGCUUCACUUUGGAUGUGGAAAUGUGCACCGCACCUGCUCAGUUCAGUAUGGACAUCGCGGUGUCGAUAGGUGGCAGAGAUUCUAAGCCGCAAGGCAAGCUUAUGAGCCUCAUCGGAGCUGCCACGACGGGUGCUAGAGUGUUGACGAAGACGAGCGCGCUGUUCGCUGUACGGCUUGUGCCACCCUUGGAAAAGCGCACCAAGGAAUUGUGGAGGCUCGACACUGCCGCAAAGUAUGUCAGGGGCGAGGAAGCGCUACAAGGCAAGUGGAAGCCUCGUGGCGUCAGCUUGGUGCACGAUCACGCUCGCAUGGUACGACUAGAAAGACGAAGAGCGGAAGUGGAAGGCGUGCGUAGGCUGCUCGAGUCGGCACCGCCACUAUCAAUGUCGAAUGGUAGCAACAAUGCAGGGGGGGAUCACGAAGGUCUGCUCCAGCGCGCAGUCACCUACUGGCAAGCAGCGCGACGAGAUGCACAGCUGUCUGUCCUCGCUCAGGAAUCUGAAGAGGCUGCUGAAGAAGCCGCCGAUGAGGCCGAAGCAAAGGCUGCUGCGUCCAUUUCUGUCAAGACACCAGCUCCUCAUUCUUCACCCGCAACCCCGUCCAAGCUCAUCGCAGAAGUGUCACUCGUGCCCCGCACGGAUUCUGCAGCCAAGCGAGGCUGGCUGGCUCUUCCUGCUGAGCCUCACUCUGAUCGAUGGAUUAGAAGAUGGUUUGUCUUGCGACGGCCGUAUCUGUACGUCUACGAGAACAGCGCGGAGCUGGAUGAGCUCAUGGCGAUGCAUCUAGGCUCUGUGCGCGUGGAGCACGACGAGAACAUUGAGCGCAUGUUAAUGCGCGAAAACGUAUUCGGGCUCUACACCGCCGCAAAUUCCUAUUUCUUGCAAGCACCUUCAGACCAAGACUUAUCCGCGUGGAUGCGAGCCCUGGACAGCUUCCACACUGCACGCAGAUGACGCAGGAUCCGCUCCGCCGAAUUGGUGUCUGCAGUCUAACAACGACAGCUUCGCCCUCAGCGUUGCGACUCGCCGAUGUUUGCUCUCGUUUUGCGUCCCAUCUGCUUCUCCCGACGCUCCCUCUGCCAUAGAUCUUUCUUGCUCUCUUGUGGGCACCUACACUCACUUACGUCACCAAGCGCCGUUUUAGUGUCGAUCCUCGCAGUGAUCCUUUAUUUUGCCGCCGCUCAGAAAUGACAUACCCACGCCGCUCGUAAUCGUCGUGAAAUUCCUUCGCAA
Messenger RNA from Ceraceosorus guamensis, 5561 nucleotides. RefSeq names its product putative kinesin-3 motor protein. Gene Ontology annotation, biological process: microtubule-based movement; cytoskeleton-dependent intracellular transport. Bases 375 to 5282 code for a protein of 1635 amino acids. Gene Ontology annotation, molecular function: microtubule motor activity; ATP binding; ATP hydrolysis activity. The transcript is spliced from 8 exons. Gene Ontology annotation, cellular component: microtubule; kinesin complex. Lineage: Eukaryota; Fungi; Basidiomycota; Exobasidiomycetes; Ceraceosorales; Ceraceosoraceae. The record is from RefSeq and is a predicted model, not a curated record.